This is a messenger RNA of Actinia tenebrosa (Australian red waratah sea anemone), 783 nucleotides long. RefSeq lists its product as uncharacterized. Lineage: Eukaryota; Metazoa; Cnidaria; Anthozoa; Actiniaria; Actiniidae. The record is from RefSeq and is a predicted model, not a curated record. Gene Ontology annotation, molecular function: DNA binding.
UGCAGAGGCUCAAGACAGAAGUAAACAAAUGGGACAAACUCCCUUCAAAAGAAAAGCUAUCUGCCUGCUUGAAGAAAGCAGCAGCGAUGAUGAUGAUGAUUAUGGUAAUGAUGAAGGAGAGGUCCCAUUUGUUGGUGAAGAUUUGGCUUCAUUGAACUUGGAAAAAAUACAGAGAGAGAACCAAUAUUUGAAAGAAGAGUUAUUCAAGUUAAAGCAGACUAUGAAAGCGCCAAAACUCAAGCACAAGGAAUUGCCAAAAGUAACUUCAAUUGCCGAUGGAUCAGAUACAGCGAGUAACAAGACCGAGACAGCUAAUAUUGGCCCAGCAGGUGUGCCAAGUGAAUACGCGGAUUCCGAUAUUGCUCGGAAACUAAAUCUUGUGCCAUUAGUUCCUGGAACCAAUGUUUUCCUAAGUCCCUCAAAAUUGGCCACAGCAGGCAAUGGCGUUUCGUCCCCAACGAUCCUCACAUAUAAUCUGUUAAGAGUAUUUUUCAAAAAGGAAACGAUAAGCAUAAGUAACUAUAAUGGAGGGGGAACAGCAGGCCAUACAGCCUUAGACAGAGCAAUUACAAGUGCCAUCAUAGGUUAUGUCAAGGUUAAAAUGCCUCAAACGAAAACGUCAAGCAUCACUGCAGCAAUGAAUUCCUAUUGCACACGCAUAAGGAAUCAAUUGAAGGUCAAAGAAAACAAGAAUGAAUAAACUAGUGCAGCAUCAGUUUUUUUUCUUAUUGAUUGCACACAUAUUUUGUUAAUUAGAGUUAAGUCCAGUGUGCCUUUAUAUUG